GAGAAGACCGUCAACGUCACUUGUGUGUCACAGGUCACGUGUUAAUGUGUGUGUUUGUAGCACUUUCUCACGUACGUCCAUAGCGGCAUUAGCAUCAGUUUGGUCACAUAUUCCCAGAAUGGAUACAGAUUAUGUAGAACAAACAUCACCAUAGAAAGCAAGUUCCUGCUCUUCAGUACCGAGCCCUGCUACAGCGAGGAUGUUCCCCAGCCUGGCCCACAGACCAUGGCAUGUCUUCUGCAGGGUCUCCUUGCAGCACAGGGCGCCCCUGUCACAACGGUGCCCGAGGUUCCCCCAGCUGUGCUACGGUUGGCAGAGUGGAGGCAUACAUAGCUUGUGGUUCAGCCCUCCAGACUGCCGUGUUGCCUCUCUAGGGCUGGGCAAGGUGCAGUACUACUCUACCUCUGGCAACAGUAAAGACGGUCCUCCAAAAUCAGCAUCAGGUGAUGCUCCAUCAGCAGAAAAGAUCUUGUCUGCUGCUGCGAAAGCCACCACAGCCUUAUCAGGUUCAACACCUCAGGGGCUGACUAAAGCUGAGACAAUUCAAGUGAAAGUUAGGGCAGUCCUGAAGAAAAGGGAAUAUGGACCCAAGUACACUCAGAACAACUUUAUCACUGCAGUCAGAGCCAUGAAUGAGUUCUGCCUCAAACCAAGUGAUCUGGAACAACUUCGAAAGAUCAGAAGACGCAGCCCCCACGACGACACAGAGGCCUUCACUGUCUUUUUGCGGUCAGACGUGGAAGCCAAAGCACUAGACGUAUGGGGAAGCCAGGAAGCUCUAGCCCGAGAGAGAAAUCUCAGGAAAGAGGUGGAGAGAGAGUGCCAAGAGAAUAUUUUUCGAAAUCAACAGUUGUUGAGGGAAUACAAAGACUUCUGGGGAAACACUAAGCCUCGAUCAGGCCAGAGGGCAACAUUUCUACAAGGGCCGGGGAAGGUGGUCAUGGUCGCUAUUUGCAUCAAUGGGCUGAAUUUCUUCUUCAAGCUCCUGGCUUGGGUCUACACUGGAUCAGCUAGCAUGUUCUCCGAGGCCAUCCACUCUCUGGCCGACACCUGCAACCAGGCUCUGCUCGCCCUGGGAAUCAGCCAGUCUGUCCGCAACCCUGAUGCUGGGCACCCGUACGGCUUCUCCAACAUGCGCUACAUUGCCUCCCUCAUCAGUGGGGUGGGCAUUUUCAUGAUGGGAGCAGGCCUCUCUUGGUACCAUGGCAUCAUGGGAUUGCUGCACCCAGAACCUAUGGAAUCUUUGUUAUGGGCUUACUGUAUUUUGGCGGGCUCUCUGGUGUCUGAGGGAGCCACGUUACUAGUAGCUGUCAAUGAGAUAAAGAAGAGCGCCCGCCAGCACGGAGUGUCUUUUUAUGAAUAUGUGAUGCAGAGUCGAGACCCCAGUACUAAUGUAGUCCUGCUGGAGGAUGCUGCUGCUGUAUUAGGAGUCAUCAUGGCUUCUAGCUGCAUGGGGCUCACCUCACUCACAGGUAACCCGCACUUUGACAGUUUGGGUUCUCUUGGCGUGGGCACGUUGCUGGGCGCCGUCUCAGCCUUCCUCAUUUACACUAACACAGAGGCCCUGCUGGGACGCUCCAUACAGGCUGAACGUGUACAGAAGCUUACAGAGUUCCUAGAGAACGACCCUGCUGUAAGAGCCAUCCAUGACGUGAAGGCCACAGAUAUAGGACUGAGUAAAGUGCGCUUCAAGGCUGAAGUUGACUUCGAUGGGCGCGUGGUGACACGGUCUUAUCUGGAAAAACAAGACAUUGACCAAAUCCUCAAUGAGAUUCAGCAGGUGAAGAGCCCUGAGGAGCUGGAGAACUUCAUGCUGAAACAUGGAGAGAACAUCAUUGACACCCUGGGGGCCGAGGUGGACCGCUUGGAGAAAGAACUCAAGCAACGUAACCCGGAGGUUCGUCAUGUGGACUUGGAGAUACUAUAAUACCCAACGGGUCUCUGCUGAGACCUAUACAAGAGGAAAAGGUGAAAGGAGGAUCAAGCCUGCCUCCGCAAUCUGCCUCCCAUCCUCCACCACAAAACAAACUUCCGUCUCUGCACAAGUCAUCAAGUCUUACUGUAGAAUAGUCCACAACCAUAAACAAGGACGAUGUUUGGGCGAUGGCCGUGCUUUCUUUGUGUUGUUUGAACUUUAGUUAGCCAAACUGAGAAUUCAGCCAGCCAGAGAUCAACAUUCGAAUGUGUGCUUCUGGCUCAAGACUAAAGACUGUCAUUAGACUGUCUUGAGAAAUAUUAUCUGUUGCAGUUUAUGACAGUUUAGUCUUGUGGUUGUUUACUUGAACUCACAUUCCUCCAUGAAUGUGUUUGGAUUGAAUCGUGACUGCUUCAGAAACAAAAUCAAAAACAGGACCAUUUACUAGACUUAUACUUUACUUUAAUGUUUUGCUUGAACCUCAGUGAUAGUUUUUCCUUCAUUAGUGCAAGGGAAACCUGAGAGCUACAAAUUCAAAUGAGGCUUAUUUAAUUGCUACACAGUAUUAGAUUUUGUUUUUCUUUAAAUGUAAAAACUAAGGAACUGAAGUUGGCACAAUGCUGCUGUAGGUUCUCUAAUGAAGACAGAAUUAGUGAUGAAUAGAUUUUAUUGAUAUUACAGGAAAAAAUAUGCAAAUUAAAAGAUGUUAUUAAGACUUUUCAUUUCAUUUGUAUGAUUGAGUUGAAGAGUGAACUGAUGUUAAAUACAGCUGCACUUAAUGAGCAUCAGCUUAUGCAAAAAGACAACAGGGUCUUACCACAUUAAUUCAUCAUAUCCCCAUAAUAUUAUGAAGACAAGUUAAAAGGACAUGUUAAUCUUUACAUAAGGUCAAGUGGAAAGAGUGAGCAUCCUUCCAAGCCAAGAAAUUACAUUAUAAGCAGUGGCAUCCAGCGCCAAACUCCAGACUUUGAUGUUCUCCAAAUUUGAGGUUUAGUAACUUUGUCUUGUGAGGUUGGACGCUGAUCAGCAGAUGACUGACUGUACUGUUCCAAAGAUGAAGUACUGGAGGGAUGCACAUGUCUUUUCCCCUCCUCCACCCAGUGUGAAUAAGUGGUCUCUGAUGACAAAACGUCCCAAACAGCUGUCAACAUAAACAUGUCAGUUUUAAUCUUUCAGGAUGACACCCUGUACAGUAUGUGUACCAAAUUAUCUGUGUAAAACAUACGGUGACUGUGCUUUUACUUCUGCAUUUACUGCCACAGCUGCAGCAUAGGACACACUUGCCUGCUUAAACAUCUUAUUCUGCUUCAGGAGGUGGGCCGGAGUCAUUUCAUCUUUGUUGGGAGGAGAUAUAUAUAUAUAUAUAUAUAUAUAUAAUAAAUUUGAAAUAAUUUAAGUAUUUUGCUUUCCUUUUCUGUCAUGUAGUUGGAUUUCUUUUGUUUCAGGGUUUGUUUUUUACCACGAGACAACAUUGCUUCUUGCAUAGUAUAUGACUAACAUUAUGGAGGAUAUUAUUGGCCUGGCCUCAUCAACUUCUCAAUAAGUUGGGGGUCUUGUAGGCGCUCCAAGCUUCCUACCCAGAUUGUAACCCUUGAUGAGCGACCCUUGUAGGUUUUGGGAAAAGCUCCAUUGGAUGUAUUGAAGACCUUUGUGUAUUCAAACGCAUCUGGAACAGUAAAGAGGUACAUGUUAAAAGUCUUGGAGGCCUGUUUCCUGUUUAAAGCUCAGAUGGUUGACUGGAAUGUAAACCCAAGUCCAUUAGAUGGUGCAGUUGUAGGGAUGAGAGAGAGAGGGGGGGGGGUACUAGCCUGUUCGCUGACGUCAAUAAAAACAGUCAUUUCCAACCAGUCUGCGCAUUGACCGACCAUUCAAAACAUUACGCACAGCAUCGCGGCUGGACCACGCUAGACUACUCGACUGAAAUAAUUUUUCGCCGAGCCCGGAGAGCGGAGACAAUGCGGACAAACUCCAUUGCAGGUUUUUGACCAUUGAAUGUUGUCUUAACAUUUUGGGUGUUACGCGCAUAUCAGUGUCAUGUCUCGUCAUGCCAUUCCCAAGUCAGUUGUGCCAGUGCCACUGCCCAUCGUGUUUCCUUUCAUGUCUCCCCUCCUCAGAGAAAGAAAGGGUCGCUUGUGCACGUUGAUUAAGAAAAUGACCAGAUCCUCGGGCUGAUUUGGCUCGUUAUCAUAAAGGAAACGUGCAUCGAGACGCGCCUGUCACUUCUGGAGAUCACCAAACACAUCUUGAAUCCUUCCGCACAUCACAUCGUUACUUUCAGUAUGAUUAAUUGGUUUGUUUUGUAAGCGGCUUUUAAAAUAUUUUUUUUUUUUUUGCUAUUUUUAUCAUAAUUUUCGAUGCAUCCUGUUGUUUUCCUCUCCAACAUUUUCGUCCCCAGCAGCCCACAGAUGGGGGCGCAGUAAACCUGCACAGUUGGGGUCUCAGAUUUUCAUGCAACCUCCCCUCCAUCACCACAAGCCCGUGAUUACAAAAUCCCAAACCCCAUUACUCUUCGGUGCGGAAUUGAAUUAAAGAAACGAGAUUUUGUGCAGCAAUGUGGGCUAAUCACCUCCCAUUGCCCAUGCAGGAAAAACUAACCUCGUUAACCCAUUUUUUCAGAUUUUUUUUUUGUGUGUUUACUUUUUUUUUUCCCCUAAAUAAUCGAUUUGGUUGCUGUUUCAAUCACAGGUGCAGGAGCAUCUAGAACAUUCCAGGUAGCGUGUGAUGGCAGGAGAAGUCUUCGCGGCGGAUGAUCAUCAUCAUCACUACCCUGCUCUACGCUUUUAGCCUCUUUACAGUGCUGCCUUGUCUAAUCAUGUUCAAGCAGCAUUGUACAGGGCUAUGACAGCAUAGAGAGCUGAGCUGCUCGGGCGCUGCGUUUCUCUGACCCCCUGGAUGGCAGCCAACAAAUGACAUCAUCCGUUGAAAACACAAAACGGCGAGGAUUGCAUGUCCAUAUCGCGAAGAUUGUUGGCAAGAGUGACUUGAAUUGUCAUGCUGGUGUAGUCAAAAACUAAAAUGCAUUGCCUUUUUUCAAGGUUAAAGAAAACUGGAACACAUGAAGGUCUCCUUGGGUUGAAUUAUUCAAUGCAAACCUAAAUCCCUUUGCAGCCGAUGCAUUAUUGAACCAAUUAGUAACGUUGCGUCGUGCUGCAUCUGGAUUAACCCGUAUGCGCAUCUCCUGGAUUACCAGGAUCAAGUCACACCGCUAAGCAUCCAGUUUCCCCAGAAAAUAAAUAAGUCAAGCAUAGUAGUCGCGCACAUCAAAACUCCGUGUAAGGCAGGUGCUGGACCAAGAGAAGACCGCAAUGAAAACACGAAGAUGGGUCCGCACAUUGUGAAGCAUCCAAGGGCCAAAAUGGGGCUGCGUCUGGACAGGUCAAUGUUUGUACGCUACUACAGGCCUAUGUGUGUUUGUAGACUAGGGCUGCAACUAACGAUUAUUGUCAUUGUUGGUUAAUAUGACGACCCCCCCAAGUCCAAAACCUUCAGCUAUUCAGUUUACUCUCACAAAGAAGAGACAAAAGAAAAUCAGCAAAUCCUCAAGAUUGAGAGGCUGAAACUGUGGAAUGUUGGGCUUUUUUGCUUGAAAAACGUUUUUCUGUCAACUAAUCGUUUCAGCUCUAAUGUAGACCAGAAAUAUAUAAUGUACUAUUAAAAGGGUUGAAAUUUG
Molecule: messenger RNA, 5585 nt
Organism: Siniperca chuatsi (mandarin fish)
Lineage: Eukaryota; Metazoa; Chordata; Actinopteri; Centrarchiformes; Sinipercidae
Gene: slc30a9
Product: solute carrier family 30 member 9
Exons: 18
Coding region: 200-1927 (575 amino acids)
Biological process (GO): zinc ion transport; transmembrane transport; positive regulation of transcription by RNA polymerase II
Cellular component (GO): nucleus; membrane
Molecular function (GO): monoatomic cation transmembrane transporter activity
Source: RefSeq, a predicted model, not a curated record